This is a messenger RNA of Morus notabilis, 1450 nucleotides long. Its product is annotated as thaumatin-like protein 1b. Gene Ontology annotation, biological process: defense response. NCBI's taxonomy places the organism in Eukaryota, Viridiplantae, Streptophyta, Magnoliopsida, Rosales, Moraceae. The transcript has 3 exons. The record is from RefSeq and is a predicted model, not a curated record. The coding region runs from base 162 to 1004 and encodes 280 amino acids. Gene Ontology annotation, cellular component: extracellular region.
GCUAACACACUCAUCUCUACUCACAAGAAAAGUAAAGUUCUUUGUGCUUCUUCCAAUUCUAGUUACAGCCAUUACUUUUCUACUUUUUUUCUCCUUCUUCUUCUUCUUCUUCUCCUUCUUUCUCUCUCUAAAUUCUUCAGCUUUCUCUCUCCAUUCAAAUUAUGGAUCGGAUCCUCGUCGCAGCCUUUCUUCUCACUCUCCUCACUCUCCCGUUCUUCUUAUCAGAAGUAGAGUCAACGUCGUUCAAGAUAGUCAACAAGUGCCGGAGAACAAUAUGGCCCGGCUUCCUAUCCGGAGCCAACUCGCCUCAGCUCCCGACCACCGGCUUCGCCCUCCGGAUCGGCGAAUCCCGGAGCUUCCACGUGCCACCCCACUGGUCGGGCCGCUUCUGGGCCCGCACACACUGCGGCCGCGACUCGACCGGCAGGUUCACGUGCCUCACGGGAGACUGCGGCUCGGGAAAAGUCGAGUGCCAGGGAACCGGCGCGAAGCCGCCGGCCACGCUAGCUGAGUUCACGCUCAACGGCGCCGACGGCUUGGACUUCUAUGACGUCAGCCUCGUAGACGGUUACAACCUCCCGAUGCUGAUCAUCCCCCGGGGGGGCACGAGGGGCGGCUGCGGCGCCACGGGGUGUUUGGUCGACUUGAACGGCGCGUGUCCGGCGUCUUUAAGGGUGGCGCGUGGGAACGGUGGGAGGAGCGUGGCGUGCAGGAGCGCGUGUGAGGCGUUUGGCGAUCCUAUGUAUUGCUGCAGCGAGCAAUAUUCUACGCCUGACAAGUGUGGGCCGUCUGUGUAUUCUCUGUACUUCAAGCACGCUUGCCCACGCUCCUAUAGCUACGCGUACGAUGACAAAACCAGCACUUACACGUGCGCCACCGCCGAUUAUACUAUUAUUUUUUGCCCAUUGCCUUACACCAGUCAAAAAGUGCUGGGAGCGAGAAAAGAUGGGGUGCAGCUGCCACUGGUUAAUAAGACCAUGUUGUACCUGCAUAGCCGACAAUAAGCAAAAUGGUGUUUCAUCUGCCUCAAAUGCUGUAUUUAUCGCCAUUUGCUGCCUCUAAUGUUAGUGGAAGCUCAAAGUUGUGCUAUUUUGGCCGCUUUUAGAGCCUCUAUGCCUUGUUCUUAUAUCCAUUCUGGCCUCCGGUGUUUAGUCGGCGGAUCGAUUGGUUUUGAGUAAUGCAGUGACUGAUCAGCCACAUCUACGGGAGUUCAUCAUAAUUGCCCGCGAGAAAUUUUGUAUAUAGUUUUUCUGUUUCCAUGUUUUGUUCCGAUAUACAUAGGAGUCAAAAUAUAUAAAUUUGCAUGAACUUUACCUCAAAAGUUGCCGUUACAAGGCUCGGGUUUAGUUUUUGUAAUACGUCACUUGGAUUUCCUUUUUCAAUAAUCCAUUAUGUCUCUUUGUUAUCUUUUCAUGUCUGUAGGGCAUUUUAGAUUACCUAAUCAAUUCGA